AUGGCAGCCUCCCAGCUGGCAGCACUGGAAGGGAUGGAGUCGGGAGCCGGGCAGCUGCCCCUGACCGAGGCCACUCCCAGCUUCCUGUAUUCCGAGGGCCAGAGGCUGGCGCUGGAGGCUCUGCUGAGCCAGGGCGCAGAGGCAUUUGAGGCCUGCGUGCAGCGCGAGGGGCUGCGGCCCUUCCUGAGUGGAGAUGAGCUCCGGGGCCUGGUGGCAGCGGCUGAGGACUGGACAGCAGCGAAGCAGGAGCCUAGCAGGGCAGUAGAGGGAGCCACCGCCACCGAUGGGGACUUGGGCAGCCUGACCUACUGGCCUGGACAGUCAGAGGAGCCGGUGCCCGUGCUGCGGCUGGGCUGGCCGGAGGACUCAGCCUGGAAGGGUAUCACCCGGGCACAGCUGUACACCCAGCCACCUGGCGAGGGCCAACCGUCCCUCAAGGAGCUGGUGCGCCAGGAAAUCCAGGCUGCCCACAAGCUGGUGGCCGUGGUCAUGGACAUCUUCACUGACCCAGACCUGCUUUCGGACCUGGUGGAUGCUGCCACAUGCCGUUGGGUGCCCGUCUACCUGCUCCUGGACCAUCAGCAGCUGCCUGCCUUCCUGACGCUGGCCCAGCAACUGGGGGUGAACCCCUGGGCCACUGAGAACCUGGACAUCCGAGUCGUGCGGGGCUGCAGUUUCCAGAGCCGUUGGCGUCGGCAGGUGAGCGGCAAUGUGCGGGAAAAGUUUGUGCUGCUGGACGACGAGAGGGUCAUCUCAGGAUCCUACAGCUUCACAUGGAGUGACUCACGCCUGCACCGUGGGCUGGUGACCCUGCUGACCGGUGAGAUCGCCGAUGCCUUCAGCCGAGAGUUCCGGACACUCUAUGCGGCCUCCUGGCAGCUUCCGCCCCCACCCACCCCGGGUCCCUUUGUCAGAGCCCUGGGGGGGCUGCAGCUGGCCUACAGCCCGCAUCGCGUGGCCCGCCGCUGCUCCGUGGCCCCCCUGUCGCCGCCACCACUGCCUGAUGGCUCGCUGGCCCAACGCCUGGCCGCCUGCCGAGUCUUCGAGGGGGACAGGCAGGCGACCCUGGCCAAGCCAGGGCCAGCUCUUAGCGACAUCCUGAGGAGUGUGCAGCGUGCCCAGACCCCCAGUGGCACCCUGGCCCAGCCCAGCCGCUCCCUAUGGGACCUGAGCCGCCUGUCCCAGCUGUCAGGCUCUAGUGACGGUGUCAACGAGCUCAAGAAGUCCUGGGGCUCCAAGGACACCCCAGCCAAGGCCCUGAUGAGGCAGCGGGGCGCUGGAGGGGCCCCUGGUGGUGAGGCGGACUCCGGUCCGCUGGCCCGGUCCCAGCCCUGGGGCGGGCCCUUGCCCCGCAUCCCUGCCCGCCGCCUCCACUAUCCGUCCCCGACCCGAAGGCGGUUCGGUGAAGAUGCUGCCUCCAAACUCCCAGAACCCAGAGGCAUCCGGCAGCCAGACCGGGCCGCCCAGCCAGGACUCAGGGGGCGGCGCUGACAGAAGCCAAAGCCAAAUGGGGCUGGCCCCGUCCCAAGACGGUCGGACAACUGUUGCCCAAGGCCCCCUGCCUCACUGUUGUACCUUGGACAAGGCUUCUGGCCUCAGUGUCUGGGAAGUGGAAGGGAUUUUGUGUUUUCUUUUCACUUGUUCUAGAACUUGGGCAAGUGCAGUGCUCACCCCAGACCUCAUUGUCACAGCCUAGAAAAUGGGCAUAAGGUCUCCACUAGCUGGGAUCCUAGAACAGCACACAUCCUGUUCCGGCCGGGUCGGAACUUCUCUGGGGAGAGGCCUGGCUGAGUGGCCCCCAUGCCGGAAUUGUGUGGGGUGAAGACGGGGCGUCCCUGGGGCUGAGGGGAGGCUUCCUGCACCCGCCGUGCUCAGGAGCUGUGGGUAAACUGAGCUUGGCCGAGGAGAGGAGAGGAGAGAACCCGACCAGGGCAGGAGAGGAGAGAACCCGACCAGGGGAGCCGAGCUGAAUCAUGAGGGACUAGAAAUUGGUGAGGACACACCUGUUGGGAAACCGGUCAGGGCCAUGGAGAGGGACCCAGCAGGUGCUGGAACUGUUUUGUGGGCGCUAAGG
Messenger RNA from Physeter macrocephalus (sperm whale), 2074 nucleotides. It is a transcript of the gene SACK1E, whose product is annotated as family with sequence similarity 83 member E. The record is from RefSeq and is a predicted model, not a curated record. The coding region runs from base 1 to 1491 and encodes 496 amino acids. The transcript has 5 exons. Gene Ontology annotation, molecular function: protein kinase binding. NCBI's taxonomy places the organism in Eukaryota, Metazoa, Chordata, Mammalia, Artiodactyla, Physeteridae. Gene Ontology annotation, biological process: signal transduction.